GAUAAGCUUCAAUGGCAUUUGUACAAUGAAACUCGUCUGUGUCCUGCUGCUGUGCGUCCUGGCGAUUGCCUGCCUUCCAGAUGUUUCCCCUGCGAAACACCACAAGCAUCAGCGGCACCACGAUGACGACGAGCAUCAUUAUCUGCCACCGUCAGAGGAAAAGGAGGAACUGGAGCAGCCCUUCUACAAGAAGGAGAAGCACACCAGUGAGCGCGUCGUAUACCACAAGGAGGAGGAACAUGACGAGGAACCCAAGAAAGAGCGCGUGGAUCACUACCAUCACUACGACAAGAAGCCGCAGGUGAAGACCGAACACAUCCACUACAAGCACGACAAGCCGCAUGUCCGCACGGAUCACAGCGGGGAUCUGUUCACUCCGGCGGCCACUCAAGUCGUCUAUAGGCGUCGCCGUCCCCACCGCGUCACCUAUGCCAGUGCCCCCAACUCCGUGUUUCACACGCACACCCAGAUCAACGUCCAAUCGCAGGACUCGGAGCUCAAUUCACUCAUCCGACCAGAUCCGCCGGGAGGACAGCAACUGCCAGCCGGAGCACAAGCGUCCACGGGAGCUCAGGCUCCCACAGGUGCUGGUUUCCUGCCCAACUGCCAGUUUACAGGAAUUCCUGGCAAUAAUCCACCGGGCUGUGGUCCGUCGGAUCCACUUGGAGCUCAGCUACCCGCCAGUGCCUUGGCUCCGGGUGCUGGACUGCCUGCCAAUCCAGGAGCACUUCCCAUUCCAGCCGGUGGACAGUUGGCUGUGCAGGGCAAUGGCCAACGCCCGCAGAAACCCUCUCGUCCAGGCGGCGGCUAUGGCAGGAACAACUUCUUUUUCGAUCCCUCGCUGGCUGCUCAGCUGGGCGCUGCAGGGUUCCCAGCUGUUGGCGGUGCUCAAUUGGCUGCUGGUCAAGGAGCCCCCAACCAGAAUCAGUUUGAUCCCUCAUUCGGCGCUCAGUUAGGCGCCUCGGGUCAAGCUGCUGGAGCUGCUGGCGGUCCCUUCGAUCCAUCAUUUGGCGCUGCCGCUCAACGACCGGCGGGAGCACAGGCACCCAUCGCUGCCUAUGCACCGUUCCAGAAUCAGUUUGAUCCCAAUGCACAGCUCGGAGGUCAGCUGAACGCUGCCCAACAGCCAAAUCAAUUCGGAAACCCUGCUUUGGGCGCUCAACUUGGAGCUGGUCAGGCGCCGCUUCAGAAUCAAUUUGAUCCAACUUUGGGCGCUCAACUGGGAACUGGUCAGAGACCGAAUGCUCCGCUUGGGGCUCAGCUUGGUGCUGCUCAGGCACCGCUUCAGAAUCAAUUCGAUCCAGCUUUAGGUGCCCAACUGGCAGCGGGUCAAGUGGUGCCACGUUUGCGCUCUGGACGUCCGCGCAAUCGUUCCAACUACCAAGGUCUAAACGUGCUCAAUGGCAAUGUCUUUGGGCAGCCGCAUCUGCAGGGACCGACGAAUGCUUUGGGCAACCAACAGGACACCAACAUCAUCGAUGGCAACUUCUACAGCGAUCCCAGCGUGCACCAUGGCCAUGGCCAUCAUCGUGCCCUAGUCUCCGUCAAUGGCAAUCAACGGUCUGUGCUCGUAGCGGACGAUGAUGAUUAUGUGGAUGACGACACCGAUCCCACUUUCCCACUGGGUUUUGCCGCAAGCAAUCCACAGGCUUCCUAUGUGGUUGCCCCCAAAAAAGGCAGCAAGUCCAGCUUCAACAGGCGCAGCAGCACAAAGGAUAAUGACUUUGACUUGGGCGCAGCUGCCUCGGAGUACGAUACGGACUACCGCGAGGAUGGCUAUCACUACAAGAAGCCCAAACACUCGUUUGAGUUUUGAAUUUUGCAUACAAAAUCAAUAUUAUAAUUACACAAAAAUAAAUUAUACUUAGCAGCAUUUGCCACAAGGGGCAGUCC
Molecule: messenger RNA, 1893 nt
Organism: Drosophila obscura
Lineage: Eukaryota; Metazoa; Arthropoda; Insecta; Diptera; Drosophilidae
Exons: 2
Coding region: 26-1816 (596 amino acids)
Source: RefSeq, a predicted model, not a curated record